Molecule: messenger RNA, 636 nt
Organism: Arachis duranensis
Lineage: Eukaryota; Viridiplantae; Streptophyta; Magnoliopsida; Fabales; Fabaceae
Exons: 2
Coding region: 1-636 (211 amino acids)
Source: RefSeq, a predicted model, not a curated record
AUGGAGUGUGUCGGCACAAUCUCUAUGUCUGUUUUGAUAAAUGGUUCACCAACGAAGUUGUUCCGGAUGGAAAGAGGUCCGAAACAAGGUGAUCCUCUAUCUCUAUUCUUGUUUGUGCUUGUUGUUGACGUCUUACACAGAAUGAUUGGAGAGGUUGUUAGAAAUAUGCGGAUAACCCCUUUACUCGUUGAGAGAGACAACAUUGAAUUGUCACAUCUUCAAUUCGCUGAUGACAAUGUGUUGUUCUGUCCACCGGAGGAGGAGUCCAUUAAGAAUUACAAGAGGCUUCUACGAUGCUAUGAGUUGAUGUCGGGUUUAAGUAUCAAUUUUGACAAGUCCAGUUUGAUCCCAAUCAAUUGUGAACACCAGUGGGUUCGAAAUAUGUGCAGCUUGCUGGGGUGCAAGGAAGCUACUCUUCCGUUCCGUUUGCGUUCUCUCACAGCAGUUCCAUCUGCGUUCUAUGGCAGUUCCGUUUGUGUUCUCUCAUGGCAGUUCCAUUUGCGUCUUUUUGUAACGGUUCCGUCUGCGUUUCGUCUGUAUUUUCUUGUGACAGUUCUGUUUGUAUUUCUUUUCGACAGUUCCGUCUGCGCUUCUUUCAGAUUAGCGGCAGUUCCGUCUGCGCUUCUUUCAGAUUAG